Molecule: messenger RNA, 3069 nt
Organism: Peromyscus eremicus (cactus mouse)
Lineage: Eukaryota; Metazoa; Chordata; Mammalia; Rodentia; Cricetidae
Gene: Ifrd1
Product: interferon related developmental regulator 1
Exons: 13
Coding region: 1596-2828 (410 amino acids)
Cellular component (GO): nucleus
Source: RefSeq, a predicted model, not a curated record
UUGAAUAUUGGAAUAUCCCCAGACGUUUCACACCAAUAGUCAUUAGGUGUUUGGUGACAGCUGCUACUUUUUGAUCAUUCGAAUGUUAUACAUUAGUUCAUAAAAAAGUAAAUGACCAGUUUUCUUGUUAAAUAUUGGAAACUGGCAUCACAGAACGUUUUCCUACGGAGCUUGGAGAAUCCUGAACGCUCCUGAUUAUGCGUUAAACCCUGACUGAGCAUAGAUUAUUACAAAUACAGAGUUUUCUUUAGAUCUUUUUUUCCCCCAUGAAUGCACCGUGAAAUUCAUUCUGAAAUUAUGAAACACUGUUCAUUUAGUCUAGUUGUGGUUGAAUCGAGGAUACUGCUUACCUCUGGUUAAGCUUUCCCUCCUGAAUAAAUACUUGAGUUCUUUCUGGGAGAGUCUUACUACUUUUGUUAAAGUUGAAAAAUGAGAUAAUGGAGAAUCACUGACAUUUUGGAAAUGGAGUGGUGUCAGAAGUGGCCUCUGCCUCAUAGAAGCCCUUCCUUUCUAUAGUUUCCUGCCAAGCAUUCUUCCUUUCUUAGGACACAUUUUCCCUAAGGCUUAUUUGACCUGUCAUCAGACUUCUUCACUGCUGUCUUUUAAACUCUCCUUAAUAGAAAAGAUACGUUUAAACACUGUGUUCUAGUGUAUCUGGUUCAGGCACUAAAAAUUGAUUUUUUAAGCAUUAUAAACAAGUGGAAAGUAAUUGAUUUGUUUGUAAAAACUGUAAGCUUUGACACUGUUACCAUAAAAGUUACCUCUAAAAGUUAUAAAAGUGGAACUGCAGGAGAAUGCUUUCCUGUGAUUUUUUUUUAAUCAUUUAGUCUCAUGUGUAUAUUUUACUUAAGAAAUGGUUGGCUCAGAGAAAGGGAAUUAUUAAAAAUUGUACUUAGAAACCACUUUUUCUGUUUAUAUGUAGGUGACAGAGCAGGUGCAUCUGUACAACUAACGAGGCGGCCAACUCUUCAGUUAGUUAGGUUAAUAGGUUUUAUGUAUAUUCCCUUUUUCAGUAAAUGGGGAGUUCUAGGAAGCCAAGAAAAUUGACCUCAUAGUAAGCACUGUUCUGAUUUGAGGAGUGGAUUUGUGGGGUUUUGCUUUGUUUUUUUACUUUUUGUCUCACUCUAGCCUGGCCUGGGAUUCAAUGUAGCCUAAGCUGGUCUCAAACUAAGGCAUCCUCCUGCCUUAGCCUUCUGAUUGCAGGGAUUGCAGGUGUAAAGCCACCAGAUUUAGCAUGAAAGACAGGGUUUUUAAGAAAAAAAAGUUUGGAUAGUAAGCCUUUGAGAAAUGAGGACUCAAUAUUGACACCUGGAUUACAAGAUUACAAGGCAGAUGGGUUGGUGGGUGAACAACUGUGGAGACAUGAGAUUCGAGUUCAAAUCCUUGAGCCCUUGUAAAGCCAGGAUGGUAGUACACAUCAGUCAUCUUAGUGUUCCUGUGGAGAGAUGGAGGUGGGAGAAUCCACCAGAAGCCUGUAGUCCAGCGAACCUGCUGUACAUGCUGUCAAAACGUCAAAAUUGAGACCCUGUCGCAAACAAGGUGGCCCACAUCGGACUGUUCAGCCUUUCAGUGAUGAAGACGCAUCCAUCGAAACAAUGAGUCACUGCAGUGGCUACAGCGAUCCUUCCAGUUUCGCCGAGGAUGGUUACAGUGUUGGUUUCUAUUCCGUAGGACCAGAAGUCCUUGAUGAGGAAGGAACUCAAGAAGACUUAGAGUACAAAUUGAAGGGAUUAAUUGACCUAACCCUUGAUAAGAGUGCAAAGACAAGACAGGCAGCUCUUGAAGGUGUUAAAAAUGCACUGUCUUCAAAAGUGCUGUAUGAAUUUGUUCUGGAGAGAAGGAUGACUUUGACUGAUAGCAUUGAGCGCUGUCUGAAAAAAGGAAAGAGUGACGAGCAGCGUGCAGCUGCAGCACUGGCAUCUGUUCUUUGUGUUCAGUUGGGCCCUGGAUUUGAGAGUGAAGAGAUUUUAAAGACUCUGGGACCAAUCCUAAAAAAAAUCAUUGGUGAUGGAACAGCUAGUAUCCAGGCUAGGCAAACUUGUGCAACUUGCUUUGGGGUUUGCUGUUUUAUUGCCACGGAUGACAUCACUGAGCUGUAUUCAACUUUGGAAUGCUUGGAAGCUAUCUUCACCAAGUCCUAUCUUAAGGAGAAAGAUGCUAAUGUUAUCUGCAGCAGCCCUAACACAGGGCUUUACAUCAGCUCCCUUCUGGCAUGGACCCUAUUACUGACCAUAUGCCCAAUCAGUGAAGUGAAGAAAAAGCUGGAACUGCAUUUCCAUAAACUUCCAAGCCUCCUUUCUUGUGAUGAUGUAAACAUGAGAAUUGCUGCUGGCGAAUCUUUGGCACUUCUGUUUGAGUUGGCCAGAGGAAUGGAUAGUGACUUUUUUUAUGAAGACAUGGAGUCUUUGACCCAGAUGCUCCGGGCUCUGGCUACAGAUGGCAAUAAGCACCGUGCCAAAGUGGACAAGAGGAAGCAGCGGUCCGUCUUCAGAGACGUCCUGCGUGCUGUGGAGGAACGGGAUUUUCCAACAGAAACUGUUAAGUUUGGUCCUGAACGCAUGUAUAUUGAUAGCUGGGUCAAAAAACAUACCUAUGACACCUUUAAGGAGGUUCUUGGAUCAGGGAUGCAGUACCACUUGCAGACAAAUGAAUUCCUUCGCAAUGUAUUUGAACUUGGACCUCCUGUAAUGCUUGAUGCUGCAACACUCAAGACCAUGAAGAUUUCUCGUUUUGAAAGGCAUUUAUAUAACUCUGCAGCUUUCAAAGCUCGAACAAAAGCUCGAAGCAAAUGCCGAGAUAAGAGAGCAGAUGUUGGAGAAUUCUUCUAGAUGUCUGCAUUUGAUGGCUGUUUUCUAAUUUCUUCCUUUAUUAUUAUUUUUGCUACUUAUAAUGUAUAUAAACUUUUAGAGAGUUUUUUUAUCUUGAGGUCAACUUAGAUAAUUUUUGAUGUAGGGGUGGAUUAUAUUUUAAUUUAAUGUACAGUGUUACAAAUUAAUGAAUUCUGUUUAUUAAAUAUUCUCUGUAAAAAUAAUUGGUAGUCACAAAUAAAGUAUUUAUGAUGAUUGGUCA